CGUGCAGAUCGAGGUGUUUCCGGGACUCAGGUGAGUCGAGCCGCGUCAGGUGAGUCCCACGUGACGUUCACUGGGUCUGUGUCUGUAGAAUCGGAACAGGCCGGAUCCUGCAGCAUGUGGUCCUCAUUCAGCAGCGAGGAUGUCGACCACGACUCAGAAACACAGAGACUUUGUCGGCGAGCCGAUGGGAGAUAAAUCGGUGACGGCUCUGUCGGGCAUCGGGGAGAUUCUGGGGGAGAAGCUGGCGCAGCAGGGCUUCGACAAGGCCUACGUGGUGCUGGGUCAGUUCCUGCUGCUGAAGAAAGACUCUGAGAUGUUCACCGAGUGGCUGAAAGACGCCAGCGGAGCGAACUCCCGUCAGGCCGGCGUCUGCACUCAGUGUCUGAGGGAGUGGUGUGAUGCCUUCCUCUGAGACCCCGCCUCCUCACACGAGACUCCUCCCCUUCCUGUUCUUUGCUCACUUCGGGCUCCUGAAGCCAAUCAUCAGUGUUGGGUUCACGGUUCAUGUCUUCAGGUGACUCUUGAGCCGGCUGUUUGUUCGCGUGAAUAAAAGCUUUGAUUCUGAACAGCGGUGGUGCAUUCAGGUUCUCUGAAGAAGUCUGUGAAACAUUAAAUCAUGUCGUCUUUUA
Messenger RNA from Cyclopterus lumpus (lumpfish), 629 nucleotides. Its product is annotated as barrier-to-autointegration factor-like. The record is from RefSeq and is a predicted model, not a curated record. The transcript has 3 exons. Gene Ontology annotation, molecular function: DNA binding. The coding region runs from base 140 to 412 and encodes 90 amino acids. Lineage: Eukaryota; Metazoa; Chordata; Actinopteri; Perciformes; Cyclopteridae.